UAUCAUCAAAAUAUUCACAAGUCUUCCCAACAAACAUUACACUUUUUUGAGUACUGUUCUAAAAAAAACCAAUACAGUGAAGUGAUCUGAUUAUCAUUGUUGUUGUUAUGCAUAUGUCCGAUGCCGGAUGCCGGUCCGUCACACCAAAGAAUCGUAAAUCCAAAACCCGAAACAAGCUGAAGCGCAGGAAACCAAAGUUCCUGAGCCUAAGUCUCGAGUUAUCGGAGAAACCGUCAGAUCAUAUGAUUGUUUCACCAUCCAACGGUAGCACACAUGAUCAUGAUCAGCUCAAUCUCUUCCCACUCCACCCAGAAAAUUUGGUAGAUGAUAAAGACAGUACUAGUACUGCCCAAGAUGAGAACGUAGCUCUCUUCUUUGCUGCCGCUGAAAACAGCGCCACUACACUCAACGAAGUUCUCGUUUCUUCAAAGGAUGAAAUUGACAGCAACAUAAGUACUAGUGUUCCCAAUUACAUGACAGUUUCGUCAUCGGAGGCGAGCCUCACAUUUGCCGACACUUACAGGUACAGAGGACAAGAGGGUGAGCUUGUACGGACGGCUCUAAGGAACAAAGAGAGGGAACACAGGGAAGAAGAGAAAUGGGUUGUUUACUCGGAUGUUGUUGAUUUCGAUCAACAUAGUGAGAGUACGAGGAAGGAUGAAGAAGUAAGUAGUUGUCCGUGGAACAAACAUCAUCAACGACGGCAACAACAAUUGUCACUAAAGCUUGAUUAUGACGAAAUAUUGAAUGCUUGGUCCGAUAAAGGUCCACUUUACCUUCAGUCCGAGUCCCCCCAGAUCGUUCCGGACAUCCAUGACGAUUUUCUCGCCUACGACAUGCCUUUUUCAUUAAAUGGGCAACUUAUGAGUAUCAGUUCAGUUGUGCCAGAAGUAAUUGGAAAUGAAGAAAGAGAAGUAGAGGAUGAGGAGAUGAAGGCGGGACGAAGAGAGGCGAGUGUAAUGAGGUACAAAGAGAAGAGACAGAACAGACUCUUCUCUAAAACUAUCCGAUAUCAAGUUCGCAAGCUCAACGCUGAAAAACGCCCUCGCAUUAAGGGGAGAUUUGUUAAGAGGGAUUGAAGUGUGUUUUUUACCUCAAUUGGAGAAGUAAAAUGUGUGGGAAAUGGAAAGCAGUAUGUGUAUUGUAGUUUUGAUAUAUAUACUGUUAUAAGGAGAAGCAUACGCAAAGGAGCUCUUGUCAAUCAAUGAAAUAAUAUUCUACUCCUAAAUUGGAAGUAUGAGGGCACAUAAAUGGGAAAAUGCAGAGAUAUGUAAGAGUUCAAUUGGUUCAGAUAAAAUAUUGUUAGCUUUCUCAAGAGGGAAAAUAGCAAAAAGCUCUUUGACUGUUUUGUCAUUAACACUGAAAUUAAUGGAUGCAGGGCCUCCUUUUAUUGCACUUUAUUAUGAUUUAUAUUAUUUGUAUUUUGUAGUUGUAAGUGAAAGUGACCAUUUCAAAAUUAUAUUGUACCAAAAUUGUAGUUUUUUUUUUU
Molecule: messenger RNA, 1489 nt
Organism: Solanum tuberosum (potato)
Lineage: Eukaryota; Viridiplantae; Streptophyta; Magnoliopsida; Solanales; Solanaceae
Product: protein CHLOROPLAST IMPORT APPARATUS 2
Exons: 4
Coding region: 108-1079 (323 amino acids)
Biological process (GO): regulation of DNA-templated transcription
Cellular component (GO): nucleus
Molecular function (GO): protein binding
Source: RefSeq, a predicted model, not a curated record